Molecule: messenger RNA, 2430 nt
Organism: Uncinocarpus reesii 1704
Lineage: Eukaryota; Fungi; Ascomycota; Eurotiomycetes; Onygenales; Onygenaceae
Exons: 2
Coding region: 1-2430 (809 amino acids)
Biological process (GO): mitotic DNA replication checkpoint signaling; DNA replication initiation
Cellular component (GO): nuclear origin of replication recognition complex
Molecular function (GO): ATP hydrolysis activity; chromatin binding; ATP binding
Source: RefSeq, a predicted model, not a curated record
AUGCCAUCUAAAUCGGCCACUACUCCAGCGAAAGCCCAGGAAUUGGCCAAGCUAUGGCUCACGAAAGGGGGCAUUUCUCAUGAGGAUUCUGAUGAUGAGCUUGGAUGUGAAGACCUCCCUUGGGAAUGGAUUUAUGAGUCCGAUACUGCAACCAAUGAUUCAGAGCAGCUUCAGGACGAUACGCCAAGGAAAAAGAAAGGCAAGCUAUCAAAUAUAGCUCGUACAAAAAAGGUUAUAGGGGCUCGAAUGGGUUCGUUUGAAUGCAGGCUGGGGCAAGCCGUUCUCUUGAAAUCUCCGGAAGCCGGGAAGGACUGGGCUGGGAUUAUUUGUGAAUUCCUCGAGGAGAGAGACAGCGAUGAAGAAGACAACUUGGGUCGAGGACCAGUGAAGGCUGCAAAUAUCAUGUGGUUUGCAUCACCAGAUGAGUUUUUAUCAACGAGGAAAAAGAAACGCUCCGACGCCCUCCCAAAUGAACAGUAUAUCACUGUUGAUUUCAAUGUGAACCCUUUAGCUUCUAUUAAUGGGAAGGCAACCGUGCUUUCCAAAGAUGCCUUUUAUGCUAAAUACCCUAACGGCAAACCCCCAAAGGGCCGGGCUGCUUUGGCCGAAUAUAAUAAAUGUAUAAUUUGCCGAAGGGGCGUAAACCAGCUCCAAGGGCGAUACACAGAAGAAUUUGUAUGGGAAGAGGUCUUCAAGGAGAAUGAGCAAGGCAUAUUUGCUCUUAUCGAGACAAUCACAGCUGGCUUAAAGAGAACGCGGAAGCGAAAAGUGGAUGAACCUGAUACACAAAUCCACAACACCGCUCCAACGACGCCGAAGAAAAAGCAGAAGACUACAUCUGUGGCAGGAACCCCACAGUCACAACGCAGAAAGGUUCUUAUGACCCCUACUCAAAAAAGGUAUUUGAGGACUUCCGCGUUUAUCGUUAGCCUUGAAGAUAUUGACUCUAGCAACAGGAUCCUCGUUAAAAAGCCACUUGAAUUUACACCCCUUGGAACGCGCGUGCUCUCUCCUUCAUAUUUUUCCUCUCCUUACAGGCAAGCCCGGAAUCUCCUUCAUGUCUCCACCGUUCCUAAUUCUCUCCCCUGUCGAGAUGCGGAAUUCAACACUGUUUAUGAAAGCCUUCGUGUGGCAAUCACAGAAGGCACUGGGACGUGUAUAUAUAUCUCCGGUCCUCCAGGCACCGGGAAAACCGCCACUGUACGAGACGUUAUCGCCCACCUGAAUGCGGCAGUACUGUCUGAAGAGAUGGAUGAUUUCAUCUUCGUCGAGAUAAAUGGGAUGAAAGUCACGGACCCACACCAGUCUUACUCCUUGUUAUGGGAAGCACUGAAAGGAGAUCGUGUCUCGCCGUCUCAUGCCCUAGGCCUUUUGGAGCGAGAAUUCUCAAGGCCGUCCCCACGCCGAGUACCGUGUGUUGUCUUGAUGGAUGAAUUGGACCAACUUGUCACAAAGAACCAAUCUGUCAUGUAUAACUUUUUCAACUGGCCGGCUCUCCGGCACUCCCACCUUGUAGUUCUGGCUGUUGCGAACACUAUGGACCUGCCAGAAAGAACACUCAGCAACAAGAUAUCAAGCCGCCUGGGCUUGACUCGGAUCACAUUCUCGGGGUAUAAGCAUCAAGAACUCAUGGAAAUCAUUGGCUCGCGGCUGGAGAAUGUUCCAGGGAACAUCGUGGACUCCGACGCGAUUCAGUUUGCCAGCCGGAAAGUGGCAGCCGUCAGCGGAGAUGCACGUCGAGCACUCGACAUAUGUCGUCGGGCGGUAGAAAUCGCAGAGCAAACGAGCCAAUCUAUUCAAGCCAACGCCAACAGUCACGCUCUAGACGUAGAUGAAGAUCUACCGCCAACGCCUAGCAAAAGCACCAAGCGCCGUGGUCAACAAAAAGUGAAAGAAUCGCUGCCAAUCUCACCAAGCAAGGAAAACAACAAGCCUCCGCAGCCAGCCCUCCUUCCUCGCGUCACGAUCGCAACGAUCAAACAAGCUAUCCAAGAAGCAACAUCUACGCCUCUCCAACAAUCCCUUCGCUGCCUCCCUCUCUCCGCCAAAGUUUUCCUUUCUGGACUCCUCGCCCGCGUUUGGCGUACGGGAAUCACCGAAUCUACCCUUGGUGAGAUCCAGGACGAAGCAAAACGUAUAUCAGAAGCCGCAGUUGCCAUUGCCGGCGUUGCAAGUGCGGCGUUGAAGGAAUAUAUACUCUCACAGUCAUGUGUUCACGCCAUGGGAUUUGCCACGGUAGAGCUGAUGAAUGCGGGAAUCUUGGUACUAGACGGGGAAUUAGGGGCCAAAAGUGCGUAUGGCAUGGGGUAUGCAUUAGGCAAGGGAAAUCGAAGUGGAAGGGUGAGGUUGAGGAUCUCGCCGGAAGACGUCAAGGCAGCGUUUAGGGAUGAUGCAGAGGCCAAAAUGUUAGGGAUUAGGUUUGAGAAUUAG